UCUCCCUUCAUAAGAUGGCGCCCCACUCCUCCCGUGUCUGCCUGAGCUAGCAUGGCUGAGCCGGAGCUCCGCUGGUGAUGAGAGAGGAGGUGCCCGUGGUCACCCUGGAAGCGCGCAACAAGUCAAGAAAGAGCUUGGAAAUUUGGCCGCAGGCUUUGGAUGCGUUGCGACGGUCUGGAGCAGUUGAGGAGGUUCGGCGAGGCGAAAGUGUUAAGAGGUUCCAUAAUAAGGAGUGUGAGAUCGAUGUCUUGAACACUAUUCGAGAAGUAUUGGGGCGUUAGAGACCUGGAUAACCUUUAAAGACUCUGCAGGGUUUUUUUUUGUGCGUGUGUGUUAGGUUCCAUCCGAACUGCGUCAAGUCCCAGAGGAGGUGUCGGAGAUGUUGGUAGAAGCUGGUGGACCUAACGGUGCUGGCAAAGUAGCGAGACGUUGGGGAGCCCGUUGAUGUUGAUGGGUGACCUGGUCGUGUUCCAAUACCAGCAGGCAACCCGCGUUGGGAGGACCUCAUGCUUCCGAAAAACCUGAACGUUCCGGAGGUGAGGACUCUUUGCUGGCGCCUCGCGUCGCCUUUAACGUCUCCUUUUACGCCUUCAUCGUCACGACGACAGCCGAGGAUGCACAGGCCGCCCCGGCCAGCGCAGUCAUGAGCGGCCGCAAUUCCAAGCAGAAGACUCUCUUCCAGAGCUGGGGGGGCAGGCUGGGCAGUGCGGACGGUGCAGUGGGAACGUCGUCGUCGUCUCAAGGAAGGUCAUCGUCAGUAAAACCAUGGACUUCCAAGCGAGGAGCUGGGGUCAGGCGAGGAGCCGUGGGCUCCGGGAGGCAUGCGGGACACUGGGCUAGUGCAAGCUCUGGUCGGGGGCCGUCGUUAUGGACCGGUCCUGAAACCAAAGAGGGUCAGCAGACCUCGUUCAGGCAGCAGGUCGACUUUGGUGGCUACGUUGGCGACGAUGAUGACGACGACGACGUGUUGAUGGUGGCCGCGGCUGAGGUCGAGGCGGCGUCUGGGAGAGACGUCAAGGGACACCAGGAGGUGGAACACCUGGCCGGAUUUGACGUGAGCUCCGGUGACAUCUGGAUCUACCCGACAAAUUUCCCGGUGCGCGAAUAUCAAUACAGCAUCGUUCAGACGGCGCUCUUCAACAACACGAUGGUGUGCUUGCCCACCGGCCUGGGCAAGACGUUCAUCGCCGCCGUGGUGAUGUACAACUUCUACCGGUGGUACCCGUCCGGCAAGAUCCUCUUCAUGGCUCCCACCAAACCGCUGGUAGCACAGCAGAUGGAGGCGUGUCACAACGUGAUGGGCAUCUCGCAGGAGCACAUGGCGGAGAUGACGGGCAGCACCAUGGCUUCAGACCGCCAGGCCAUCUGGGCGAGGAAACGGCUCUUCUUCUUGACUCCGCACGUAAUGAAGAACGACCUCUGCAGUGAAGCUUGCCCUGCGGCGGCCGUCAAGUGCUUGGUCGUCGAUGAAGCCCACAAAGCGAUGGGAAACUACUCCUAUUGCCAGGUGGUGAAGCAGCUCGUUGGUUACUCACGCCAGUUCCGCGUCCUUGCUCUGAGCGCGACGCCUGGCAAUGAUCGGCAGUCUGUUCAGCAGGUUCUAAACAACCUCUUGAUCUCACGUGUGGAGCUGCGCUCUGAGGACUCCCCCGACAUCCUGCCCUACUCGCACGAACGCGUCGUCGAGAAGAUCGUGGUCGAGCUGGACGAGGAGCUGUCAGCCAUCAGGGUGCAGUAUCUCAAGGUACUGGAGGUCUUCAUGGGCAGGCUUUCUCGGAUCGGAGCUAUGACACGUGGGGACGUGGCUUCCAUAUCCAAGUACCAGGUGCUGCUAGCGCGCGACCACUUCCGUAAGAACCCGCCGGCGCAUUUCCCGGGGUCGAGGAUGGGUGCGGUGGAAGGUGACUUUGCGUUGUGCGUGAGCCUCUACCACGGCUUCGAGCUCCUGUUGCAUAUGGGCUCGCGUUCCCUGCUGCUCUUCCUCAAGAGCAUUUUGGACGGGGGCAAAGAGAAGACGCGCGCUCGCAACGAGCUGAGCCGGAACCCCGACUUCAUGCAGCUCUACCAGCGCCUGGACGAGAUGUUUCGUCAAGCUGGCUCCACUCCGUUAAACACGAGCAGCAUCCUGCAGCCCACCCAGGCCUCAGUGCUCGCUGAGCGAGUUGUGGAGCCGAGGCCCUUUGUCUACAGCCACCCCAAGCUGCGGAAGCUCGAGGAGGUUGUGCUGCAGCACUUCCAGCAGUGGCGGCAGCAGCAGCAGAAGAUGGCGGUGACGGCGGCAGCGAGCGAUGGAGGAACGGAGGGCAGCACCGCUGUGACGGACACUCGCGUCAUGAUCUUCUCGUCGUUCCGCGACAGCGUGCAGGAGAUCGCCGAGAUGCUGAGCCGCCACCACCCGCUGGUGCGCGCCAUGAUGUUCGUAGGGCAGUCGUCAUCCAGCGGCAAGGCAACGCGCGGCUUCACGCAGAAGGAGCAGGUCCAGGUCGUGAAGCGCUUCCGCCACGGCGGCUACAAUACACUGGUGGCGACGUGCGUGGGCGAGGAGGGGCUGGACAUCGGCGAGGUGGACCUCAUCGUUUGCUUCGACGCGCAGAAGAGCCCUGUGCGCCUCGUGCAGCGCAUGGGCCGCACGGGGCGGCGCCGGCACGGGCGCAUCGUCGUCAUCUUGGCGCACGGACGCGAGGAGAGGAUGUACAACCAGUGCCAGUCGAGCAGGAAGAGCAUCUACAAGGCGAUUGAGGGAGCGAGCACCUCCUUUCAGCUCUACCCCUACAACCCGCGCAUGGUGCCCGCCGGCCUUUCCCCAGCGCCGCACCGCAUGCACCUGCACGUACCAAAGUUCGAUGGUCAGACGAAGGGCAAGGGUCGCCUAAGCCGGACGGUCGCAGAGGCAUCGACCACACUCGCAUCGCUGGGCAGGAAGCAGCCAUGCAGAAGUGAGGGGCUGCUCACGCGGGAUGAGCAGGACGACUGGGAGCGGCGCGUGCGCCCGCACCACGGGGAGAAGACGCCCGUCCUCGCCCUGGCGCCCUUCGUGUGUCUCCCUGACCCCGAGCGGACCGCGGCGGCGGAGCGGCGCGCCGGGGAUGACCACGUGUGGGAGUUGUCCCUGUGCAACUACGUGCCCUGGCAGACCAAGGUGCAGGAAACGUAUGCGCUGGAGCACUCGGAGGCGGCGUGCCUGCCCUUCAUCAGGCUCAUGACGCUGGUCGACAAACUCAAGUACUGCGAGGAUGAGGAGUAUGGCUUCGAGGCGGUGUCUCACUUGGACCGGCAGGACGUGCUGAGCGAUGGGGCAGAGGAGGACGGUGGCAUAGCGCCGAGCACGCACCGUGCGGAGCGGACGAACGCCCGCCAUAGAGACCCAUGGUCAGCCCUUGCCGAGAACCAUAAACGACGCAAAAAACCCGCGUCAACAUCGGUACCGGUGAAGGGCACAGCGACAUCUGCUGCCGCCUUCACCGCCACCAUCUCCUUGCGCAAAUCUGUUGAUAAGGCUGUUACUCGUAAGAGUGCGAGGCCGCUGCCACCGCUUUUCACCGGAGAAACCGAUCCGGAUUUUUCCUCCAAAAAGAAACCGGCGUGGUGGAAAGGGAGGUCGGCUGAGCGGGUGGCAAAGCCUAUUGACUCGGAUGACGAUCCGGAUGUUUGCAUCGUGGAGAACGCGGCGGAGGGCGAUGACGUCGGGGCAAACAGCAGAAGUUUGCCGGACGAGGAAGAGCAGAGCCCAGGAGGGAGCGGUCUUCGUCGGGAAGGGAUGGGCACCGAAGGAGUUGUUGGCAGCGCUACCCAUCCGUGCGGCACGCCGUGGCUCGCAAUGAAUUUGGAGUUGAGCAACGGGGCCAUAGAGUGCGGGUGCAAGAGUGAUAUGGAUGAGUCUGCCUUAUCUGAUCUGUUUUACUGGUACUCGAGAGACCCUAAGGAAAAUGCGUUUCCCAACAGCCAGAGGAUUGAUGCAGAGGCUUCGAUGGAAGUGGACGGCGGUUGCACUCCGGACAACGUCGUAGCCAUGGCAAGGAUGGUCAAGGAAUUUCUGUCUCAUCCUGUACCGUCCAGUGACUUCUCUUUCCUCGAUGACAUCCAGCAGAUCCCCUUUCAUGGAAUGCUUUUCCAGAUGCAUUGGCAACAAAUACGUAAUCAGAGUUCAGACAGAGUGCCUUCGUUUACCGCCCCAUGUCUCUCCGGCCCGACAAGUAUGUGUACAAAUGAGAAGGAAAAGGCUAGGCCCCCGGGUAUAUCAUCCACAAUUGAUGAGCUUGAGCCACCGUCAUACGACAAUCACGAUCAUCGCAGAACAGUUAACAACAACAACGGAGCGGACAGAUUGUACUUGCACAAUGAUGAGCGACGACGUACUUUCUCACCAGGGCAGCAAAAUCGCUCCAUUGCCCAAACCCGCCACUGUGGGGCCACAGAAUUCUCAUUCAAAACUCCCACAACCCCGAGCGCCUUUCUCGAUAGCAAUGAUGACAUGAGCGUCGCCCUGUUUGACGAGGAGGACGACCUGCUGCUGCAGGUGGACCUCUCCAUGCUGGAACGGGAGGAGCAGGGCGGGCAGCAGCAGCAGUGCCUAACACCACCCAGGCCUGAGCCAGAGGUGGUGUCGAGCGACACACCAUCAGCGCGGGUGCCGCGGGAACUAACGCCUUCUCGCCACGGGAAAAACGUGGCCUCCAUCAUCGCUGCAACACCGUCGCUGUCGCCACACGCACCUCUUCCACACGCAAGUGCCCCGCUCACGGGCGAGGUCUCAUCGCUGGGAGACUCUAUGGCUGACUACUCGGCCGAGCUGUUCUCGGUCAACUUUGACCUUGAGUUUGACCUUAAUCAGUUGGACGAUGACGACGCUAAAGAAGUUGUCAGUGGCGGUCACCAAAAUUCCCCCAUCGCCCAGCUCCGACCGCAGGAAACUAACGAGGCCGUCGCUCCCAUCACCUUCAAUCUGAGCUUCAAGGAUUUGGAUUUUGAUGAGGACUUCGCUCUCCCACCGGCGGCAGUGAAGCGCGACACUUCCCCAGUGAUUAUCGACGAUUUUACGCUGCCGGCUGAUGAUGAAUUUGACGAUUUGGAAGAGCCGAUCGUCACCCACAUAGCCGGUAACGUCGUGCCACCUCGUACUCCGGCCAUCGCUGCUCUGGCGGGGCCUUCGAGUAUCUCCUUAAUCAACCUGACGGUGCCUACUGAGUCUUCAACGCCUCUGUUGGCGACGUCACGUGACCUCCGAAGACCUGCACAGGACCCAGGGAACAGAGCGGUUGCCGUGUGUUUGGACGACAGCGAGGGCGAGUUGAUGAACCACCGUCUGAGGAGGCGUCCAAAUGUGCAGCUCCUGCUGGACACCCCGGACGCCCGUGGCCCAGCAAGGACCCCUCCGAGAGAAGUCGCUGCCAUUGUCGCGGGAGAUGGGAGCGACUUGGAUUCGCCGAUGAUCCGCCCGAAGAGGAGAGUGAACAAGCCUCUCUCGUUCCUCGAGGAGAGCUUGCAGCAGAGUUCACCGAAGGUGGCGACGUUCAGCGUGGCUCCGCGCGACUGUCGUUUGGAUGACGACGAUAACGACGACGAUUUCCAGAUCCAGGGAAAGGUCGUGAGGGUCGCCCGUGAGAAGUUGAAGGCUCAGAAGUCCUCGUCGUUAUCCAGUAGGAAACCCAAGAAGGGCUCUGGUCGACAAUUCCUGGACGAGGAGGCGGAGUUGUCGGAGGAGGGAGCCAGCUCUGUAUCGUCGGACGAGCGGAGCGAUGCGGAGGGGAGCGAUUCCUCCAUGCGCGAAUUCAUCAACGACGCGUCCACUUUCACACAGGGCAUGGCGCUCAACGAGUCGGCGAUGCACGGCGUGUAUCUCAAGUCGGUGCAGAGCCCCACGGUACAGGCCGCACGGUACAAGUUGUCCUACAAGCCGUUCCAAGACAUCUUCUCUCAGGUGCACGAGCAAGAGGAGUCGUACUUGGAGGACAGCUUCUGCGUGAGCAAUGACGUCGACGAGGAGGAGGCCCCCUGCCUAAGUGACAAGGACGACACCCAGGACCUUGGAUUGACGACCGCCGGUCCCGGUGCCCGUCCCAACGAGGAGGAGGAAGAGGAGGGCGAAAGCAGCUUUGUGGACGGCAAGCGGCGGCUUUACCGGACACGGCGCCAGAAGCAGCUGGACCUCCUGGCACCGCGCCGGGAAUGCGGGGAUCGAUUUAACGGUGCUGGCGCUCCAAAGCGGCGUCGGAUCCUCGUACAAGAAAAUUCCUCAAGCGACGAGGACGACAAAGCGGACCACGUCACCGAACGGCUGCUCGGAGCGGUGCAGGGACCGGAUGAAUGGAACGACAACACCAGGGACACACGGCAAGGAGAGGACAGUGAAACCUGUCUCAAGAGGCCACCAGCCCAGGUAGGCACGAGUUGCCGGCGACGGGAAAGCGCUGCGUCACGCGCCGAGUUGUCGUUGGCGGAGCGCUGCAGGAUCAGGCUGCAGGCCCGAGCGGAGGUGUCGGAUGCAAUCGACUUUGAGACGGCACCACGCAACAGCAGGGACAGCACAAACACUCACAAUUGCAGCAAAUUCGACGUUUCAUUUCAGCGCCCGAGCUGCCAUUCACGACCUGGCACGUUGAGAGCGAGUUUGGAAAUGACAGACGUGACGAACGUUCAAACGCCAGUGCGACGGGACGCCCAGGAUCGUAGCAUGUUGAACUUUGACUCCCGACUCAGCUCGGUGACGAAUGACGCGCAGCAUCGGCAAGCGUGCUCCACUGUCAAGACUGGUGCACCAGGGAAGACUGCACCCAAGCCGGCUAUGACAGCUUCUUCGGUGGCGACGCCCGUGGAUCAGCAAGAUGAGCUACUGAUUCUGGUGGGAAGCCACGAGGUAGCGUCGACAGGUCAGGAGGUGGUGACGUUCCUGCGACAGCGUCUGGGCGUGCACGCCGCGGUGCUGCAGGGCGUCGGCGGGGACUACGUGGUGAGCCGCCGCAUGGCCGUGAAGCGCGCCGCCACGGGAGAGCUGGCGGGGCCAGCCGGGAGGUCGCGUGUGGCGGCGCGCGUCCGGGCCCUGCAGGAGCGCUUCGAGCGCGUGUGCGUCAUCGCUGAGAGAGAGCGCCCCAAGCCCGGCGAGAUAGGAGCGGGCGCGUCGUCGGCAUCGCGCCCGCAGGUGCGCACGCGCUGCCUGGACGCGGCCCUGGCUGGACUGGCCGCGGCAGACGUGCAGGUUCUGUUCAGCUCGGGCCCCAUCGCCACGGCGACGCUGCUGCAGCGGCUGGCGCUCGCUGAGCAACGCAAGGGCGUCGGCGUGGUUGGGCCUGCGGAGCCGCACCCGCACGAGCGAGCAGCCUUCGCCUUCUACUGCGGCCUCCCCGGCGUGUCGUACGUGACGGCGCUGGGCCUGUGCAGAGGCUUCCGCAGCGUGCAGCACGCACUCGCGAGCUCGGCGAGCGAGCUCCGCGCCAGGGUGGGGAUGAGCGACGCACGCGCUGAACGCCUCCACCAGUUCCUGCGCUAUCCGUUUGACCCCAUCAUGCUGCCCGUCCCGCCGCCACCUUAGCAUGACCCCCACUCCGCAUGGACGAUCUCAGACCCCGCAAGCCGCUCUUUCCACAAACGUGAAAAGGCCUGUGUAACCCCCGAGUGCGUAGUUUAAGAUGAUUAUGCUUACAAUGCACACAAGAGGUGGAGUGGCAGCAGUGGUUAGCGCCACCACGCUUUGAAUUCGGUGACCGGAGUUUUAUCCGCUGUCAUGGUUAACAUCAGUGGCGUUCUGUGUCCCUCUCGCAUCAGCAACCCGCACUGACCAGUGUGGUGAAGUAUGGUCAAACAAAUCCCAUGACCGACACAGCAUGAGGACUUUAUCCAGGACUUGACGUAAGGUGUACAUGCGUUGAAUUGCAUGUAGGAUGUUGAGCGGUUAUUUGCAAUUCAUUUAUUUCACAAUAGAUAAAGGCUCAGCAACCAAAAUUCCAAGUCAUUUUUUUCAAAUUCGGUAAAAAAUAUUUCCAGAGCUGCAGGUUGCCAACCCCAGCAAUAGAUCCAUUCCACUGUCUUGUUUUGCACCCCAAGAUCAAAAAGAAUAACUGAUUAAAAAAUAAAUCUUGAACUUUAGUUCGAACGUUUCAAUAAUUUGUGAAUGGUAAAACCGUUAAAUUCCAAAUAUCCAUUACAAUCCAAAAAAAUGAUACUUUUCCUUAUUUGCCUGAGAAUCUACAAAAGAAUGUCUAACAGUUGUAAACAGAAUAUAUAUACUUUUGGAGAAAUAAAUAUGGGCCGUGUGUGUGUGCAAUCGGUUGUGGAGAUGAAGGGUUUGGGCAGGUCCCAGAACCCACAAGGGUGACCACCACGUCCACACUGGGCGAUUGGAUUAAAAACGAUAUCAAGCUUACUCCUAGCGAGUACAGCGAUGUUCACAGAACGUUAUCCCUGGCUGUUUGACAUUCUCAACAAACAAUAAGACUACAACUUGCAUUAAGUAAAUUGAAUGUUCAGCAUCUUCACAUGCAAUACAAAUCGAAAUUUUAUAAAUAACGUGUAACAUAGUUAAUUGUAACAAAAAAAUUAAGAUUUUUUAAUGAAUAUACAUCAGUUCAGAGCUCCCGAGUUUCUAAAUAACCUGCUCUGCUCAGCCCGACUGUAGCCACUGCCUCGUGCAGCCACUUGGAACACAAUCGUUGCGUUUUGGGUGAUGUGUUGCCAGAGACCACAGGCAACCUAUGAUUUGGCUACUAGGAUCCCAUUUGCUGUUGCAUUUCUUUUAAGUUCCACUGCCAAGGCACUAUGAAUGAAUGGGCCCCAUCGUUUUUUUUACACCAGCAGCUUGAAAGCCACAAUGUUGCGUAACAAAGUGCCUGUAAACGAUGUUGCUCAGUUUGGCUCCUUCCCGAAAGGAGUCUUUUUUUUACACCACUGGUUAUCACAUUGUGAAAGUCUGAUUAAUUUUGAUGUCAUUGCGAAAUUAAUAUAUUUAAAUCUGAGAAUCAGUGACCCUUGGCAAGGGUGAUGCCUAAAGCUUUAAAUGAAAGUGAACAGUUCUCAUGCAGACCUAAUAUCAAGCUAACUUAUUUGAAAUGAAAAGUGAAUCCUUGUGUUCAGCGUGAUAUAUGUUACAGAAAGCAUCUGCAACAAGAUAAUGCUGUGCUUUUUAUUUAAUUUGUAAUGUGUCAUGGUAAUGAUAAAUAAAAAAAAUGCUUCAAGUA
Messenger RNA from Petromyzon marinus (sea lamprey), 9167 nucleotides. RefSeq names its product Fanconi anemia group M protein. Gene Ontology annotation, molecular function: four-way junction helicase activity; ATP binding; four-way junction DNA binding. Gene Ontology annotation, biological process: double-strand break repair via synthesis-dependent strand annealing; interstrand cross-link repair. Lineage: Eukaryota; Metazoa; Chordata; Hyperoartia; Petromyzontiformes; Petromyzontidae. The record is from RefSeq and is a predicted model, not a curated record.